UCUGAACUGAUGGCUUGGCAGGUUAGUCAAUUCAAGCCAGCUUUACCUGUCUUCCACAACUCCUCAACGUUUUAAUAGAGAUCAUCUUGUCACGAGCUCUAUAAAUACGAGCUCUUCUAAUUCAUUUUCACAUAAAAGCAGCAGCGAUAACAAUGAAAUCUACAUUGGGAGUACUCAGCUCUUUCCUUAUCUUUGCCUUUGUGACAAGGUCAUUGCCUGUGGCAGCCGGUGCUACACCUGAUCCAGUGCUUGACAUCGCUGGCCAGAAGCUCCGCACAGGCACCCAAUAUUACAUCUUGCCAGUUGUCCGUGGGAGAGGUGGUGGUCUUACUCUUGCCAGCACCGGGAAUGAAACCUGUCCUCUUGACGUCGUUCAGGAGCAACUUGAGGUAAAAGAUGGCCUGCCACUAACAUUUUCACCUGUGAACCUCACAAAAGGUGUUGUCCGUGUAUCCACUGAUAUGAACGUCAAGUUCUCCGCCGCAACAAUCUGUGUCCAAUCCACUGUGUGGAAGCUUGACAGCCAUGAUGACUCAUUGGGACAGUGGUUCGUGACAUCUGGCGGAAUCGAAGGAAAUCCUGGUCGCAAAACAACGAGCAACUGGUUUAAGAUUGAGAAGUAUGAUAACGACUACAAGCUUGUGUUCUGCCCUUCAGUGUGUGAUUUCUGCAAAGUUCUAUGCAGAGACAUCGGCAUUUAUAUUGAUGGCAGGAUACGCCGCCUGGCUUUGAGUGAUGUUCCAUUCAAAGUCAUGUUCAAGGAGGCUUGAAGUUGAAGAUCCUUUCAAUAAAAGUUUUUUCAGUAAUGCACCUGGGAAAUUCCUUCUUGCUCAUUGAACUUUGUUUCUUGAGUUUAAUUUACCUUACACUAAAAAUGAAUAAAUUAAACUCUGUUAAUUAUGACUUGAGAAUGCAUAAAGUUUUAUUAUAA
Molecule: messenger RNA, 931 nt
Organism: Pistacia vera
Lineage: Eukaryota; Viridiplantae; Streptophyta; Magnoliopsida; Sapindales; Anacardiaceae
Product: kunitz trypsin inhibitor 5-like
Exons: 1
Coding region: 153-770 (205 amino acids)
Molecular function (GO): endopeptidase inhibitor activity
Source: RefSeq, a predicted model, not a curated record